Armigeres subalbatus is the source of this 2076-nucleotide messenger RNA. Its product is annotated as N-acetylglucosamine-6-phosphate deacetylase. Gene Ontology annotation, molecular function: N-acetylglucosamine-6-phosphate deacetylase activity. The transcript is spliced from 6 exons. The coding region runs from base 535 to 1782 and encodes 415 amino acids. NCBI's taxonomy places the organism in Eukaryota, Metazoa, Arthropoda, Insecta, Diptera, Culicidae. The record is from RefSeq and is a predicted model, not a curated record. Gene Ontology annotation, biological process: N-acetylglucosamine catabolic process.
CUCCAGGCUGCAGAUAAAGACUUCCUAUCAACUCCACUCAUCACACAUAUCGGUGCGGUCAAGCGUGUACGGUUCCUGCACUAUGGUCAGCUGUUUGAGGUUUUUUCCUAUAGCACACAUCUACAGAUUCAGUGUUUAGAAUUUUUGGUUCAUUCAAUUUACAUUCUAUUUCGGUAUUUGGUAUCUCAUUGCUACUCAGUAGCAAACUUCACAAUAACACUAGCGAUUCUGUUGUGUGUAGUAAAUAGACGAGGUACAAUCUCAUAAAUAUAAAUGCAAAAUUGGCCGUCACCUUCAGUCCAGUGAUGCAGAUGUUUACUCUGACUUCGUUUGGCUGUUCCUGUGUUUCGUCUGAUACUGUUUGGUAUUAUAGUAAGCAGUAAAAACAGCUGCGAGUGAAAGAAUCUGCGUUCAUAUCACAUUGACACAAAUUGGUGGCAAUAAAACAGAUUGGAAAUUUUGAUAAAAUUAUCAACUACUUCCAUCGGUAUAUCACAAAACAGUGAUUUCUGUUCAUAAAAGGAACGAGAUACCAUGGCUUCCGAGCGCCGAUUAACACAGUUCAGGAACUGCAGGCUGAUGCGAGAACAUCAAUUGAUCCGGGAUGACUUGUGGGUCCGGGAUGGCAAAAUAAUCGACCCGGAAAAGGUGUUUUUCGACGAGAAACGACAAGCGCACGUUCAGAUUGACUGCAAUGGGGCAAUAUUGGCGCCAGGGUUCAUAGAUUUGCAAAUCAACGGGGGAUACGGCGUUGAUUUUUCCUAUGAUAUUGCAACUGUCGAACAAGGCGUUGCCAAGGUAUCCAAAGGACUUCUUACACAUGGCGUCACCUCAUACUGCCCAACAUUGGUCACAUCACCAUCGGACACAUAUCAUACAGUACUACCGAAAAUCUCCAAAAAACCUGGUGGACAUCAUGGUGCUACUAUUUUGGGUUGCCACGUCGAAGGUCCAUUCAUCAACAGUAGCAAAAAGGGAGCGCACCCACAGGACUGCAUUAAGGAGUUCGACGAAGGUUUCAAAACACUGUUAGACAUGUACGGAUCGCUUGACAACAUCUGCAUCGUAACACUUGCACCAGAGAAAGAAGGCGCAUCAGAAGUAAUUCGUGAACUGAGUAAUCGCGGCAUCACCGUAUCGGUUGGUCACUCCAUGGCUAAUCUAUCGGAUGGUGAAAUAGCGGUGCAACAUGGAGCAAAGCUAAUAACACAUCUAUUCAACGCAAUGCUACCGUUCCAUCAUCGGGAUCCCGGUUUAGUGGGGCUGCUGACUACGGAUAACAUUCCAGCAAAUAAACUAGUCUACUUUGGCAUCAUUUCUGACGGAGUUCACACUCACCCAGCGGCAUUAAGGAUUGCUUACAAAACUCACCCUGAAGGACUGAUACUGGUAACGGAUGCUAUUUCGGCAAUGGGGUUGACUGAUGGCAGACAUAGAAUCGGACAAAUGGACAUCGAGGUCCGUCGCGGACGGGCCUAUGUCGCCAAUACUGAUACCCUUUGUGGAAGUAUCGCACCGAUGGAUGAAUGUAUUCGGUUCUUUAAAAAAGCUUCAAAUUGCUCUAUCGAAUACGCAUUAGAGGCCGCCUCUUUGCAUCCGGCAAAAUGUAUAGGAAUCGAGAAUCAAAAAGGCACACUCAAAUAUGGAGCUGAUGCAGAUUUUGUCAUUUUGGACGAUUCGUUGAAUGUGCUAUCCACAUGGAUCGCGGGAGAAUGCGUGUAUGAGAACACAUCUGUGUCGUCGGAGUUGAAAUCUAAAUAUCAAACAAAUAAUAUUGUCUGAUAUAAAUAGUCGUGUCGUUCCGUUGCAGAGCAACGGCCUGAUGCCUCUUAUGGUCUAAGUCAUGCAUUUAUAACAAUACUUUGAAAGACGUAAUAUAUACACCAAAUCGAAUAAAUGUUUUCCACUAUUUAGAUUUUUUAAAUAAAAGGCUUAUAUGAUGUCCAGUGUUUAUAUCAACUUAAUUGAUAGUAACAGUUGGAAUUUUAUAUUUAAUUUCAAUGAUCAUUAAAUCGAUAUAUCCUUAUCCAUACAAACCAAGUUGGGAAAAUACAAAUUCUUAGCAAUAAUAUAUAA